GUCAGAGAGCGAAUGCAGCUUGUGGUGCCCUGCUGUGGAAUUACAGCGGAGAACAUUACAGGGGUCCUGAGAGACAACGCUCAACCAGCGGGAAAGGAGACGAGGGAGGCGAACGCGUCCAUGUGGACAGCCGUGAGCCUUCCAGCUGCCGGAGACGCAGUGAGGAGCCACGGAGGAGGUCAGCGGCAGGAGGAGGAGACGCUCCAACGUUCUCCCCCGUCGUACGCCUCAGCACCGACUGGACCGUGACACCUUCUUACUGGGGUCGUUGCCUCACAGUUUUAACGUCAGGAACCACCUCCAGCCUGUUGAGAGGAGGUCCUCUUCUGGGAGAACGCCAACCUUGACCUCUGCUCACACUAGUCAAAGGGAUUGUGGUCACCAUUGGCAUGGAAACGUCAUUGUAAAGGCAGGAGCUGCUCUCCUCUGCAAGAACCCUCAUGCGUGUGAGGAGUGCAUGAGACCGCGGGAUGUGUUGAGGUGUUAAUGUUCUCGGAUGCCUACGAUGCAACAAAGACCUCAAUGAGCGGAAAAGAGGCUCUUCGGUGCAUUUUUCUGGAACGUUCCCUGGGUCAGGCUGUUAUUGUUUACUCGGAUACUUGGCUCCGCACCACUGCAGUUGAAAAGCGCCAGACUUCCACGGUGCUGCUCUCCUCAGCCUCCCGUUAAAGACCGGCUGCCGGUCCGUCCCGCCAGAACCGUGAUUUUCCACUCUCCCUGGCCGCAACAACGCAUUCCCGGAGAGGACCGAUUUUGCCGGCCAACCCCCGACACCCAUGGCGGCCCGCUCUUGACGACGCAUGCUUCACGCUGGGGUGCUAUAGGCAGCAGACGGCGUCUCCAUGAGGAGCAGUAGAAGAUGCCGGAACUGCCUGCGCUGCUGCUGUCGAUUCACUUCCGCUUCCUGCUAUUUACUGUGGUUACCAUGCCGCCGUCUUCUCUAAGCCAGGCCCCUAUCCUGUCCUCUGUGCGGAUGGCGGCGAUCCUGGAUGACCAUUCCGCUUGCGGGCGUGGAGAGCGCUUAGCUUUAGCACUGGCGCGUGAGAACAUCAACAGCGUGAUGGAGGGACCUGCUCGCACACGAGUGGAAGUAGACGUCUUCGAGCUGCAGAAAGAUUCCCAGUAUGAGACCACGGACACCAUGUGCCAGAUUCUGCCAAAGGGUGUGGUCUCUGUGAUUGGCCCCGCCUCUAGUCCCGCCUCAGGCUCUACUGUCAGCCACAUCUGUGGAGAGAAAGAGAUCCCACAUGUGAAGAUUGGACCAGAGGAGACUCCACGGCUACCUUACCUGCGCUUUGCGUCCAUCACCCUGUAUCCUAGCAACGAGGAUCUGAGCCUCGCCGUGGGAGCCAUCCUACGCUCCUUCGGCUACCCAUCAGCUAGUCUGGUCUGCGCCAAAGCCGAGUGUCUGUUGCGUCUGGAGGAGCUGGUGAGACGUUUCCUGAUCUCCAGGGAAACACUGUCAGUGCGCAUGCUAGAUGAUGACCUCGACCCCACCUCCUUACUGAAGGAAAUUCGUGACGAUAAGGUUGCUACGAUCAUCAUUGAUGCCAACGCCUCUGUGUCUUACAUGAUUCUGAAGAAGGCAUCUGAGUUGGGGAUGACAUCGGCGUUUUACAAGUACAUUCUCACCACCAUGGACUUUCCCUUGCUGUGGCUGGAUGAUGUAGUUGAUGGGCAUUCCAACAUUGUGGGCUUCUCCAUGUUCAACAUCACUCACCCGUUUUACCUGGAGUUUAUCAGGAGCCUUAAUCUGUCCUGGAGAGAGGGCUGUGACCUUAACCCAUACCCGGGGCCUGCGGUAAAGCCUCUGUCAUCGGCGCUGAUGUUCGACGCGGUGCACGUAGUGGCGAGCGCGGUGCAGGAGCUGAACAGGAGUCAGGAGAUCGGCGUGAAGCCGCUCAGUUGCUCCUCCCCGCAGAUCUGGCAGCACGGGACGAGCCUCAUGAACUACCUGCGCAUGGUGGAGUAUGAUGGCUUAACGGGCCACGUCGAGUUUAACAGCAAAGGCCAGAGGACCAACUACACGCUACAUAUUCUGGAGAAGCAUAAAACCGGCCACAAAGAGAUUGGUAUCUGGUAUUCUAAUAACACCCUGGUCAUGAACUCCACCAGUCUGGACAUCAAUGUCUCUGAGACUCUGGCGAACAAGACCCUCAUCAUCACCACCAUCCUGGAGAACCCGUAUGUCAUGAGGAAGGUGAAUUACCAGGAGCUGGAGGGCAAUGAUCGCUAUGAGGGCUUCUGUGUUGACAUGCUGCGGGAGCUGUCUGACAUUCUGAAGUUCACCUACCGGAUCAAACUGGUCGAUGACGGUCUGUACGGAGCCCCUGAGCUCAAUGGUUCCUGGACAGGCAUGGUCGGGGAACUGAUCAACAGAAAAGCUGAUUUAGCGGUAGCUGCCUUCACCAUCACCUCUGAGAGAGAGAAAGUCAUCGAUUUCUCGAAACCUUUCAUGACUCUGGGCAUCAGCAUUCUCUACAGAGUUCAUAUAGGCCGAAAGCCAGGCUAUUUCUCGUUCCUGGAUCCCUUCUCCCCAGCCAUUUGGCUCUUCAUGCUGCUGGCGUACCUGGCUGUCAGCUGUGUGCUUUUCCUCGCUGCCAGGUUAAGCCCGUACGAGUGGUACAACCCUAACCCGUGCCUGCGGGAUCGCCGGGACCUGCUGGAGAACCAGUACACACUGGGGAACAGCCUGUGGUUUCCAGUGGGAGGCUUCAUGCAGCAGGGCUCAGAAAUCAUGCCCAAAGCCCUGUCCACCCGCUGUGUCAGCGGAGUCUGGUGGGCAUUCACCCUGAUCAUAAUUUCUUCGUAUACAGCAAAUCUGGCUGCAUUUCUGACUGUGCAAAGAAUGGAGGCCCCCAUCGAGUCCCCCGAUGAUCUGGCGGACCAAACCAAUAUCCAGUAUGGAACUAUUCACGGGGGGAGCACCAUGACCUUCUUCAUGAACUCCCGCUACCAGACGUACCAGCGCAUGUGGAACUACAUGCACUCCAAGCAGCCCAGCGUGUUCGUGAAGAGCACAGAGGAGGGCAUUGCUCGCGUGCUCAACUCCAAGUACGCCUUCCUGCUGGAGAGCACCAUGAACGAGUACCACCGCAGCCUCAACUGCAACCUCACGCAGAUAGGAGGUCUACUGGACACCAAGGGCUACGGCAUCGGCAUGCCCCUGGGCUCUCCUUUUCGUGAUGAGAUCAGUCUGGCUAUCUUGCAGCUUCAGGAGAACAACAGGCUGGAGAUUCUAAAGCGGAGGUGGUGGGAGGCGGGCCAGUGCCCCAAAGAGGAGGAUCACCGAGCUAAAGGCCUAGGCAUGGAGAACAUUGGCGGGAUAUUCGUAGUUCUGAUCUGUGGGUUGAUCAUUGCCGUGUUUGUGGCAGUGAUGGAGUUCGUGUGGUCCACUCGACGCUCGGCUGAAACAGAUGAGGUGUCUGUGUGUCAGGAGAUGUUGACCGAGUUCCGGAAUGCGGUGUCCUGUAAGAAGAGCUCCCGUCUACGCCGUCGCCGGCCCCUCUCCAGCUCUUUGGCCCUGCGCCACCCGACCCGCAUCACGCUGGGGGCCCCACGGCCCCUGCGGCUAGUCAGAGAGAUGCGCCUCAGUAACGGAAAGCUCUACAGCGGGGCGGGGCCCUUAACAGGAGGCUCUGGGGCUGGGUCAGGCCCCUCGGAGCUGGGCCCCGGGCCCCAGCGCCUCCUGGAGGACCCUCUGGGGGCCAGCAGCACACCUGCGGGGCCCCUAGGCCCGCCUGCAGUGACCGUGCCUCUGCCGCGGGGCUGCACUCAUGUGCGCAUUUGCCAGGAGUGCCGGCGCAUCCAGAGCCUCCGCACGACCGCGUGCUCCCGCGUGCCACCCUCCGCCUCGCCCCUCCCACGCCUGGCCCCGCCCCCGCCACACUCGUCCUCCAAUACAGACAGUGAGGGGGGCCGGGGGCCGAGCCCGUGUAGGAUAGGCCACUCCCCACCCCCCCCGAGAGGUUGCACACUCCCUGCCCCUCCGAGCAGUACGAGCACAGACCUGCUGGGCGAGCAGGACUGAAAGAGAGAGGGAGAGAGGGAGAGAGGGAGAGAGGGAGUGGAUGAA
Molecule: messenger RNA, 4075 nt
Organism: Electrophorus electricus (electric eel)
Lineage: Eukaryota; Metazoa; Chordata; Actinopteri; Gymnotiformes; Gymnotidae
Source: RefSeq, a predicted model, not a curated record